UCGGCUUCCAAGGUUAAUCUCUUCAAUGUCCGUUUAGACUUCCAGAUUAUAUUUUUAUUAGACCGCCCAUUGAGAUACUUCAUCAUGCCAGGAUCAGAUAAGGUAUCCAGAUACCGUCUCAAAGUCACCGCAGGCCCCGACUACGACCCCGCAACCCACCAAGACGUCCCAGUAAACGAAGACCAAACACUAUACAUCUCAAACUCGCAUGCUUCCACAAAUCUCGCCGUCCGAGUCCAGAACUACACAGGCUUCCCAGACGGCGCGCCCAGAACCAACCCCUACUUCACACACCCCUUACACCAUAAAGACCAGUAUUCGAUCUCAUUCGCAAUCUCCUUCGCCAAACCAAUAAAUGGCGACGAUCUUCUAUUUGGCAACGACUUCGACAAUCCCAUCCGUGAUAGACUCCCGCCGGGGUUCGGGGCCGCUCUCCGUCUUGUCCAGUGGACGAUCGAUCCCUCGCUUGACGGCGAUGCACAUGCCGAUAAGCCGUAUUUGUAUAGUCCUGCGCUGGCGACGUGGAAUGCUCUCCGGGUCGGGAGACAAAUAGGCGGGGUAGAAGGUGUUGGUAAAUUGCCGGAUGUGCAUGGGAUGGUUGUUGAAGAGGGUGAAGAUGAGGGGGUUAGUGUUCGUGAAGAAUUGGGUGUACCUGGCGAAGUUGGGGCCAGGCGAUCGCAUUUCCACAAUGAGGAGAAGAGAAAAGAGUGGGAAUUUGAGGUGGGCAGGGUUUAUUUUGCAGAUUUUGGGAAUCAGUACUUGGACUUUAAUGACUUUACCCUUCGUCUUCCCGGGUUCAAUAUCAAUGCGUUGCAUUAUAUUGACGAGAAGACACAUUCCCUGCGGUAUGUAUUAAAAAACAGGACAACAGGGGAGGUUUAUCUGGUUGUUCUGUUCACUUUAGUUCACGAGAACGAGGAUCAGAAUCCUGUAUCUGGGCAACCAGGAAAAGUCAAAGGAGGCAGGUUUGACUGGGAGGAAGAACCGUCCGCGGCUGAUGUUGAGUAGAAUUAGAACGUGUAGAUAUACUAUUUCUAGCUGAUAGAACCCGAAUAUACGUCUAUUUUCUUGGACCA
Molecule: messenger RNA, 1076 nt
Organism: Aspergillus versicolor CBS 583.65
Lineage: Eukaryota; Fungi; Ascomycota; Eurotiomycetes; Eurotiales; Aspergillaceae
Product: DUF1769 domain-containing protein
Exons: 3
Coding region: 85-1008 (307 amino acids)
Source: RefSeq, a predicted model, not a curated record